AUGAUUUCACCAGUGAAGGACCAGACUCGACUAACAGAUUUUCAACUAGUGCUACUCAACUUGAGCUCGCUCGUCCGGAUAGACCUUAGUUCUAACCAGUUCAAAGGUAUGCUCCCAUCUAAUAUGAGCAGCCUUUCUAAACUGGAGUCUUUUGAUAUUAACGAGAAUUUAUUUUCUAGACCUGUUCCCUCUUCUCUCUUCAUGAUCCCUUCGUUGAUUAAACUUAACCUGGGACGUAACCACUUCACCGGUCCUCUUGAGAUUUUGAAUUUCUUCUCUUCACAAUAUAACCUUUCAAAAUUAUACAUUGGAGAAAACAAUUUCAGUGGACCAAUCCCAGGAUCUAUAUCGAAACUAGUCGGACUCUCGGAACUUAGCCUCUCUUUCUGGAACACAGGAGGGGACAUUGUUGAUUUCAGCAUCUUCUUGCAUCUCAAGUCACUUACCUCACUUGAUCUUUCAGGGAUUCAUAUGAAUAUCAGUUCAACGCUCCAUCUUCCCUCAAGCAUGAGAAACUUGGUUUUAUCAUCCUGCAAAAUUGAUGAAUUCCCCAAGUUUCUACAAAACCACACCAGUUUGUAUAGUUUAGACAUCUCUGCCAAUCAAAUUAAAGGCCAACUACCAGAAUGGUUAUGGAGUCUUCCAGAGUUGGGGUAUGUAAACAUUGCUCAUAAUUCCUUUAGUGGAGAACUAACUGUGUUACCAAACUCUACUGUCGAUAGCUUUAUAGCCUCUGAUAAUCAGUUUUCGGGAGAGAUUCCUAGAGCAAUAUGCGAAGUUGGUACACUUGAUCUUUCCAACAACAACUUCAGCGGUUCUAUUCCCCGGUGUUUUGGAGUUUCCAAUACAUCUCUUUCGAUCUUGCAUCUUCGAAAUAACAGUCUCUCUGGUGUUAUUCCAGAGGAAUCUUUGCAUGGUUACUUGAGAUCGCUUGAUGUUGGUCUCAACCGGUUAUCAGGACAACUUCCCAAGUCGCUGAUCAACUGCAGUUAUCUCCAGUUUCUGAACUUGGAAGAUAACAGAAUCAAUGACAAAUUUCCAUUCUGGUUGAGUUCGUUGCCCAAUCUGCAGAUUCUUGUCCUUCGUUCUAACGACUUCUAUGGGCCAAAUAGCUUCUCCUAG
Messenger RNA from Camelina sativa (false flax), 1122 nucleotides. NCBI's taxonomy places the organism in Eukaryota, Viridiplantae, Streptophyta, Magnoliopsida, Brassicales, Brassicaceae. The record is from RefSeq and is a predicted model, not a curated record.